CCGAUCGAUCAGCUCGGAUCAAGAUGCACAUCCGACACAAGUGUACAUGUUUAGCAGUUUCAGGGGUACAACAACUUGGCACCAACAGUCGAAAGAGAAUGUUGUGCCGUUGCCGCCGCCAAGCUGGUAGACUCGUAUCUCACAACCUCCGUCCCUCGGCCGCGCUCCCGUUUCCCGGUCUUCCAUCAUACCCCUCGGCUUCUUCCACAGAUGCUGCCGUCGUUUUGAGGCGUAAUUCGAGCGACGCCCCCUCUUCGACCCACGCAACGGCAAAUCCAUGGAAGCUAGAGACUCACAUUACCGCCGAGGAUGAUCUUCCGGAUCAACUCCUUACGGCAGCCCUUCCCUUCGUUCGGACUCAUGGCUUCUCGGCUGCAACGAUGAUGGCCGGCGUAGCCAGUCGGCCGGAGCUCCAGAGGCUUGCGAUCAGUCGUUGGACGUUGUCCGGCUUGUUCCCCAGUACCACCACCACUUCCACCACCACCAAUUCGAAUGGGAUCGGUCGGGAGACUCAUGCUGCCACAGAACCUAUAGGUCCCUCGAAGGCCUUGGCCGAACGAUGGAUUCAAGAAGGAAACUCGCACAUGAAAACGAGACUCAAGAAUGAACACUUGGGCUUCAAGAAAGACCGGCUUGCUGGCGUGAGACGUGCAUUCGAGAUUCGGCUUGAAUACAAUCGCACGAUCCCCAAGGAACAUUUGCUCAAAGCACUAGCCCUUGUGGUGACACCCAAGCACCCGUUCUUUGGGCUCCCGUUACCCCUCGAAUUGCCCCACUUCUUGCCCUACGGCUCCCAUGCGUUAGCCGUCGCAACCGACGCCUUGGCCGGCUUGAAGGAUUACUCUAAGGCGCGCGAAUGGAUGCUUCGUCGGAUCAGAUUGGCUGGCGUUUAUAGCGCCAUAGAAUUGAUGUCUAUCGGCACCGAUCAGUCCCCCGUCUCACUGUCCAACGAACUCCAAAACCUGCUCGAUGCUUCUGAGUCCCUGGCCACUCACACCGCGAACACGGUCGAGUUCAUUAGCUAUGUCCAUCGGUCCCAGAGGUCGAUUAUCCAAAGCCUCGGAUUGAUAUAGGAGGAUGGGUAUCUUCCGUUUCUCUGCUUGCUCGAUCACUUACUUGCUUGGCCAUAUCUUCCAAUCUUAUUAACUUACUUUCUUAUUAAUGUUGUGAAUCACAUGUGUAAAAUUUGCUUCUCAGAAAUAAAUAUCCCUACAUGAGUU
Molecule: messenger RNA, 1220 nt
Organism: Puccinia graminis f. sp. tritici CRL 75-36-700-3
Lineage: Eukaryota; Fungi; Basidiomycota; Pucciniomycetes; Pucciniales; Pucciniaceae
Exons: 3
Coding region: 24-1073 (349 amino acids)
Source: RefSeq, a predicted model, not a curated record